AUGGGACUACCUGCCCUGGAGUUCAGCGACUGCUACCUGGACAGCCCGCUGUUCAGAGAGAGGCUCAAGUCCCACGAGCUGGAGCUGGACAAGACCAACAAGUUCAUCAAAGAGCUGAUUAAGGAUGGGAAGGCGCUGAUCCAGGCUCUGAAAAAUCUGUCCACGGCCAAGAGGAAGUUUGCUGAAUCUCUGAACGAGUUUAAGUUCCAGUGUAUUGGCGAUGCGGAGACGGAUGAUGAGAUAUGCAUAGCCAAGUCUCUUCAGGAGUUUGCAGGAGUCCUACAGAACCUGGAGGAUGAAAGGACGCGGAUGAUCGAGAAUGCCAACGAUGUGUUGAUCAUGCCUCUGGAGCGGUUCAGGAAAGAGCAGAUCAGUGCAGCCAAGGAAGCCAAGAAAAAAUAUGACAAAGAGACGGAGAAGUACUGUGCCGUACUGGAGAAGCACCUUAGCCUUUCAGCAAAGAAAAAAGAGUCGCAUCUACAUGAGGCGGACAGCCAGGUAGAUAAUGUACGGCAGCAUUUCUACGAGGUUUCUCUGGAGUACGUCUUCAAAGUGCAGGAGGUCCAAGAAAGGAAGAUGUUUGACUUUGUCGAGCCACUCCUGGCGUUCCUCCAAGGCCUCUUCACCUACUAUCAUCACGGCUAUGAGCUGGCAAAAGACUUCAACCACUUCAAGACCGACCUCACCAUCAGUAUACAGAAUACGAGGAACCGGUUUGAGAGCACACGGUCGGAGGUGGAGAGCCUGAUGAGGAAGAUGAAGGAGAAUCCUCAUGAACACAAGAGUGUCAGCCAGCACACCAUGGAGGGAUACCUCUUUGUGCAGGAGAAACGCUCGUUUGUAUCUUCCUGGGUGAAGUACUACUGCACAUACCACCGGGAGCCCAAGAGGGUCACCAUGGUCCUGUUUGACCAGAAAUCAGGAGGAAAAGUGGGAGAAGAGGAGAGCUUCAUCCUCAAGUCAUGCACCAGGAGGAAGACAGACUCCAUAGAGAAGAGGUUUUGUUUUGAUGUGGAGGCUGUGGACAGGCCAGGGGUGAUCACCAUGCAGGCUCUGUCAGAGGAAGACCGCAGGUUGUGGAUGGAAGCCAUGGAUGGGAGAGAGCCGGUAUACAACCUGAACAAAGACAACCAGGCUGAAGGCAUGGCCCAGUUGGAUGUUAUUGGGUUCAAUGUGGUAAAGAAGUUCAUCUAUGCAGUGGAGACCCGAGGUAUUGAUGAGCAGGGCUUGUACAGAAUUGUCGGUGUCAAUUCCAGAGUACAAAAACUUUUGGGCCUUGCAAUGGAUCCGAAGACGUGUGCUGACGUGGAGCUGGACAGCCCAGAGUGGGAGAUUAAGACUAUUACCAGUGCUAUCAAGCACUACCUCAGAAUGCUGCCUGCUCCUCUCAUGACUUACCAGUAUCAGAGGAGCUUCAUCAAAGCUGCCAAGCUAGACAACCCAGAGGCCAGGGUGACAGAAAUCCAUGCUAUUGUGCAUCGGCUGCCUGAGAAGAACAGACAGAUGCUGGAGCUGCUGACUAAACACCUGGCCAAUGUGGCCAGUCACCACCAGCAGAACCUGAUGACUGUGGCCAAUCUGGGCGUGGUCUUUGGUCCAACCUUGCUCCGCCCACAGGAAGAGACAGUGGCAGCCAUCAUGGACAUCAAGUUUCAAAACAUUGUAGUGGAGAUCCUCAUAGAGAACCAUGAGAGGAUAUUCAAGGAUAUGCCAAGUUGUGUGGCAGGUUCGACCAACCUGCAGCUCAACCUGUCCAGGAGGAGGAGCACAGAGAGUAAAGCCCCGUCCUGCAGCGAGAGGCCUCUUACACUCUUCCACACUCCCACACACUCCCAGAAAGGUGAGAAGAGGAACAGCGUGGUGAACUCCACAGCCAGUGAGCUCCAGCCGGUCUCCUCCACUUCCAAUUGUAACAGCAGCAGCAGCAGCAGCAACAGCAGCCAGGGGCGAACCCCGAGGCACAGCCUGACUAGCAACGACGGCGAGCAGGAGGCCAGGCAGAGCCGACCCAGCUCGCUGUUGAACCCAAAGACUCGUGGCAGCAUCCCAACCAGUGCGACGUCCCCCAGCCCCACCUCACCACGUUCCCCCUCGUGGCCGAUGUUCUCGGCUCCCUCCAGCCCCCAGCCGACCUCCUCCACCUCCAGCGACUCCUCCCUCGUCAGUAUUGUGGGGAAGAAGGCCCGAGCACUGUACGCCUGCAAGGCGGAGCAUGACUCGGAGCUGUCCUUCAUCGCUGGGACCAUCUUUGAAAACGUUCAUCCCUCCAGGGAGCCUGGCUGGCUAGAAGGGACUCUGGACGGCCGGACGGGGCUGAUACCAGAAAACUAUGUGGAGUUUGUAUAGCCCCCGGGGCCUGGAAAGACCCGGACUGAACUCCACUCCACUGGAUUGGAGUGGACCAAACUGGACGGGAGUCUUGACUGAAUAGGGAGCGGACGGGCUCCAUGAGACUGGGACUCGACGAGACUGGGAUUUGAAACUGGACCAAGCAGUACUAUAUUAGAUCGAUAUGACAUAGUGGACUGGGGUGAGACCACUGAGUUGCACUGGAAAGUAAAAAAAAAAAAAAAAAGAAAAAAGAAAGAAAAAAAAGACAAGGCCCCCUGCGGUUCUAGCUGUUGUUGGAUUGUAGUGUGAAGCUGAAAAGAAAGGCUUCCUGGUCCCGGAGAGGAUGAUGUGGUAAUGAAUCUGGAAUGUGUGUCUGCAUGUGUGUGUGUGUGUGUGUGUUUGUGCGGUUGCAUGUGGGUGAAUGUUUGUGGGGGUGAGAGAGAGUGUGUGUGUGUGAGAGAAAGACAGACACAGAGAGAAAGAGAGCAGUAGAGGAGAGGGAGAGACAAACAACUUGUAGAAAUGAGCUGAGCUGUGCGGCUCACAAUUUUUAUUUUCAGUCAUUGCUUUUUAAUUUUAUUUUAAUUUUGUUAUUUUUUAAAUGCACUGCCACUGCUUUGAGCAUCCCUUCUUUCUCGACUCCAAAUGUUAAAAAAAAAAAAAAAAAAGAUGUUCCAGUGUUUUUUGGAAAGGGGAUGAGGACAGGAAACAUAAAAAGCAAGUGGCCUUAAAGUUUGGACUACAAACUUGCUAUUUCACCUCCAGACCGUCUGCUGUUUGAAUGAUUGGCGAUCACAUCAGGGAAGAGUUGGCUCUCUUAAAGCUGACUUAAACGACUGGGUUUGGUUUUAUGGCUGUAAAUGCAUUUGUGAGCACUUGCUGCUUCGCUGUGACAGCCUGGUAAUUCCCUGGGACAAGACUCAACCUGGCUAAUGUUUCAGGACUGCAGCAGCAGCAGCAGCAGGAGCCUCAGGCUAGAUCAGAACAGGGUGAGGUUGCCUCAAAACAAUCCUCCAAAAGGUCAGCAAUGGGUUCUGCUUUUUUUUUUUCCCUCAAAAUCCACCCCUUCAGAGACCUCACAAAAAAAUGUGAAAAAUUUCAAACAAGCUCUGCAAGCAAAUCAGAGGUUUACAAUGAAGCACAGGAGCACUGACACACACUGAUUGGUGCUCGCUGGUGAAAACAGGCCCAGCUGUGGAUCCCUGCCCCGCUUCCCCGCCAGCUCACACACUUUUUGUUUGGGAUUGUUACUCCAACAUCGCCUUUAGUUUCUUUUACAUGAUUUCAGUCCACUUGCUCCUCAUCGUUCCGAAAAUCCCCAUAAAACCUAAAUGUUGUAGUUCAUUCAUUCAUUUUCCAGAUCCUGUUAUUUGUAAUGAGGGCGGUGGGUUGCAUGCAUCGGGCAGAGGCUGGAGCCGGUUGUGUUUCCUCCGUCACGAGCGAUCAGUCCAGUUCUUUCAAGUUCUUUCAGCUUUGCAGCACCAACACCCCAAAUGGAUGAUCCUUUUUUAAUUUUUAACCCGGGUCUCAUUUUUUCUAUUUUUUACCAUCAUGUUGAUGAAUUUUAAUCAGAUUUCAUCACCUCCUUUCAUCAGUUACUUCACUGAGGAGAUCAUUUAAUCUUCAGCGGGAUGGAGCGAGUGAUCAAAUGAAGUCAUUUUCAAAACGAAAUAUGACCCAUACUUCUCGGAGUCGUGUACACCGUCAUCUGCUUCUUCCUGCCACCCUCCUACCCUUCAUCUUCACAAAGUGAGGCAGAGGCCACCCGCAGUAAUGAUGUGAAUAGUAUGACUGCCUGGACUGGACUGACAUUGACUUUUGGAGUGGGGUGUUUUAGUGCCAAGGGCAUGAUUGAAAACAUGAAUGAAAACACAGCCCCAGCUUUCAAAGAGGACGCCUGAAAAAGAAACAGAUCUGUGACGAGGGAUUAAUCAAGGGAUGACGUUAGACUAAAAUAGACUUUUCAAUGCAAAGCUGUUCCUGGAAUUCAUAAAUUAAGACCUUAGGGAGUUACUGAUUACAUAUGUAAAUUGAUAGGCACUUUGAUAACAUGAAAAGUGAAUAAAAGCCUCCAUUAGGCAAAAGUUCACUCCAGAUUUUUUUAAUUACAUGAGUACUGAAUUUCAAAGAUGUAUUUUUAAGCUGGUUCCAAUGAAUGUCCUCAUAUCUUCUUGAGUCAAAGCUGAAUAUAUAUAUAUAUACUUUUUUUUUUUUUUUUUUUUUUUUUAAUCUACUUUGUGAACAUCUAUCAGCUUACCUGGAAACAAGUUUCCCUUGACAUUUGUUCUUUCACUUUGGACAUAAUAUUGAAUGACAAUUUUAGCAUUUUAACAGGUAAAUCAAAUGGGAGAGGCAAAAAAAAGAUAUUUUAAAUGUGAAACUAGACUACUUUGUUCAUAUGUAAACCUCUUAUUUAUGAGACUCUCAAAGGCGCAAUUCUGAACUGUUUUCUUUUUGGGGUGUAUUGUUGACAUUGUAAAUAAAUACACAACAUUUGAUAAUGUAUAAUUUUUUUUAAGUGUGAAAUUUUAUAUUUUGUAUUUUGAGCAUACUAACUUAAUUCUGUAGCAUCUCAGUUGCCCAAAUUUUUGUAUCAUUUACGUCUAUUUACAGCCUUAAAUAUUCUCUCGUAUUUCUUGGUGAAUUUACAAGGUUGUGCAGAAUUAAAGAUCGAUGUUGAACAGCGA
This is a messenger RNA of Myripristis murdjan (pinecone soldierfish), 5018 nucleotides long. Its product is annotated as rho GTPase-activating protein 26. NCBI's taxonomy places the organism in Eukaryota, Metazoa, Chordata, Actinopteri, Holocentriformes, Holocentridae. Gene Ontology annotation, cellular component: cytoplasm. Bases 1 to 2346 code for a protein of 781 amino acids. The record is from RefSeq and is a predicted model, not a curated record. Gene Ontology annotation, biological process: signal transduction. The transcript has 24 exons. Gene Ontology annotation, molecular function: protein binding; GTPase activator activity.